GAGAAAAAUUACGGCAUCUGAAUUGAUUUGAGAGUGUGUAUUUAAAAGCCCUAGAUUUUAGGUUCUUCUGCCUCCACCGCAGUAACAGUGCUGAAGUUCGAGACUUUGUUUCAUUCAACACAAAAAUGGUGAAAGGAAGUGAAAGUGAAAGCUGUGGAGGAGUACCCGAAGCGGUGAUGGAUUCAGUCAACACCACUCUCUCUAAUCUUCGUGAAUUCCGUUCACAUUUUCAACAGUUUUUACCUCUUAUGAACCCUCAAAUUCUCUCCCAACUUCCACCUCUUGAACGUGCUCACUCUCUCUUUCUCCUCUCCAAGAUCACUUCCACCCUCCUCACACUGAAAUUGAGGUGUAGUGGAGUUCAACCUGAUGAUAACCCUGUCAAAUCAGAGCUUGAUAGAGUAGAGUUAUAUCAAGACAAACUUGAACGCCUUCUAGAUUUGAAUAAGGCUCCGUUGCGACCUUCUACUAUGUUGAAUUCUCAAGCAGCUACUCGCUUCAUCGAACACUCUCUGCCUGACCUCACUCCAGAGCAACUGCAGAAAAUGAGGAACUUAAGUAGAGGGGAGGGAAAGAAGAGGAAACAUCAGGAGCAGGCUGGUCAAAAGAGAAAGUAUCAAUCUUCUGAAAAGCCAUCUAUUUCUGUUCAAGCUGCUGCUCAGGAGUUUCUGGAGAAAGCACAGAGGGAACUUUUUGGUGGUAAUAAUGGCGGUAUUAAGGGGCCACUUCAAAUUGACAACAUGUCAGAAAGCGACGACGAUCAAAUUGACAAUUUUUCAGAAGACGACGGCGAUAAACUACCUAUGACCUGAAUUUUGAACUAUGGUGUGUGUGGGAGAGAGGGUCUGUACCUUUCCUUUGCCAAAUGGAGCUUGUGUUCGUCAGAUGGUUGUAGUUUUGCUUGCUUGUUUUUCGCUAGCCUCUAUUGACACAACCUCUCAAUUCACACCCAUAACUGGACAUAUGGCAUUUCAUUAGUUAGACAUGUUUAAGGUUGGAUUUUGGAUGAUGAUGUCAGUGCUUUAUUUUUUUGCUUCAAUUUGUGUUGUACUGGAUGGGAAGGAAAGAAUCAAUUUGAAACUUCAUGACUCAUCUAUUGUAUGGAAUCUCAGUUGUUAGAUAAUAUAUUGGUGGUGCUUUGAUUUCUUGCUUCAA
Medicago truncatula (barrel medic) is the source of this 1155-nucleotide messenger RNA. RefSeq names its product nuclear nucleic acid-binding protein C1D. The record is from RefSeq and is a predicted model, not a curated record. Bases 126 to 812 code for a protein of 228 amino acids. The transcript is spliced from 6 exons. Gene Ontology annotation, biological process: maturation of 5.8S rRNA; regulation of gene expression. Lineage: Eukaryota; Viridiplantae; Streptophyta; Magnoliopsida; Fabales; Fabaceae. Gene Ontology annotation, cellular component: exosome (RNase complex); nucleolus. Gene Ontology annotation, molecular function: RNA binding; DNA binding.